AUGUCAAAUUUCAAUAAAAAUUUAUUAACACCAUGUCCGGUUUUGCAACCAACCGAAGAAGAAUUUUUGGAUCCAGUAGGUUAUUUAUCCAGUAAACCUAUUUCGGAGCUUGGUAAAAUAUAUGGUAUUGUUAAAAUUAUUCCACCUUUGAAUUGGAAGCCCAAGUUUCAAAUUUCCUCAAGUUUUAAAUUUCAUGUUAGACAACAAGUUAUAAGUGAUUUAGGUAUAACGACAAGAUCUAGAAACUUCUUUAAAGAGAAUCUAAAUAGAUUUUUGAAAAUGAGAAGGAAGAAGCUAGUGAAAUUGUAUUUCAAAGUUGACGGUCAAAAAGUAUAUUAUUACGAUUUAUAUUGUUUAAUUGAAAAAAUGGGUGGUCAUCAAGCUAUAAAGAAUUGGCGAGAAGUUAACGAAUUAUUCAAAGUAGACCCAAAAUCGAAGGCAAUAGAAUUAGAAUAUGAUUCAGCUAUCAAAUAUUAUGCAAAUUACUUGAAUAAUAAUCAAAAUUACGAUUUUCCCGAAAGUGAUUCUGAAGAUGAAGAUAAUUGUAUGGUUUGUGGUGAUAAUGAUGAUCCAGAAGAAACAUUACUUUGUGACAAUUGUGAUAAUGCUUACCAUAUGAAAUGUUUGAAUCCUCCAUUAACGCAAGUUCCGGUAACAAAUUGGUAUUGUGACAAAUGCUUAAUUGGAACAGGUGAAUAUGGGUUUGAAGAAAAUCCAGAAAUUAAAUAUAAUAUACCAGAAUUUUAUGAAAUGUGUCAAGAAUUUGAUAAAGAGUUUUCAAAAAAUUACAAUAAUGGAGAAAGGCUAACUCUAGAUCAAAUUGAAAAGAAAUUUUGGUCUUUUGUGGAUAUAGAAAAAUCAGAUUUGGAAGUGAAAUAUGGUGCUGAUAUACACAACCUAAGACCUGGGGAAAUAAGUGGAUUUCCCAUGAUGAAUACUCCAGAUUUAGAUCUUAAUGACCCAGUAAAUCAAUAUUAUAUAAAUCACCCAUACAACUUAACAAAAUUGCCAUUUGCCAAAGGAUCAUUAUUAAAUUAUAUAAAUACCUCAAUAUCAGGAAUGACAGUACCUUGGAUUUAUAUAGGAUCACUACUUUCAACAUUUUGUUGGCACGUUGAAGAUCAUUAUACAUUAUCAGCAAAUUAUUGCCAUUUCGGAGCAACCAAGAAAUGGUAUGGUAUUCCUUCAGCAUUUUCAGAUUCAUUUGAAAAUCUAAUGAAAAAAUCAGCUCCAGAUUUAUUUCAAAAACAACCUGAUUUAUUACAUCAAUUAGUCACUUUAAUGAGUCCAAUGAAAAUUAUUGAAAAUGGUAUACCGUGUGUUUACGCUGAUCAAAAUCCAAAUGAAUUUGUAAUUACUUAUCCAAAAGUUUAUCAUGCUGGUUUCAAUUGCGGGUUCAAUUUUAACGAAGCGGUAAAUUUUGCAAUGAAUGACUGGUUAGAAUUUGGUGAUAGAUCAAUUUCAGAAUAUAGACCAAUUAAGAAGGAAAAUGUUUUUAAUUAUUACGAACUAGUGGAAAAUAUUUUGAAAAAGUUUAACAAAGAAACUGAUAAAUUUGAAAAUUUGGAACUAGUUAGAAAAAGUAUUGAUAUUUUACAAAACUUUAUACAGAAUCAAAAUAAGUUGAUACUGCAGAUACAACAAAAGAAAUUAUCAAUAGAAUAUAGACCAAAACAUUACAAACAACGUCAGUUUGAUGCAGAACAAAAGGGAGAAGUUAUCGAAGUAUUUGAAGAAGAAAACCUAUGUUCUGGUUGUAAAACUCAUUUAGGUUUCCAAUACUGUAUUUUGGGAGAUGAAGAAUUUAAAGCAGUGGAAGAAAAGAAAGCAGUGAAUUCUCAAUUACUUACACCGGAGCCAUCACCGAAAGAAGCUGUUAAAAAGGACCAACCACCAAAUAUUCAUGCUUUAGCUAAUUCAAACUCAUCAAAUGAAUUGUCCCAACUAAAUAAAAUUAAAUGUGAAAUGGAUGAAUUUGAUCAAUUGAUAUCACAAGCUAAAAAAAGAUCAUUUGAGGAAGAAUCGAAAGAAGAUUCAACUUCUAAAAGGAGGAAAUCUAAAAGAAUCUUAUCGCUAGAAGAAAAACAAAAAAUCAUUGCUCCUCCAAAAAUGAAAAGAAGUAGAACCAAAAAAAUUGAUCCUGCUUCUAAAAAAAUAUGUUUAAGUUGCGUUUUAGAUGAAAAGGACAUUUCUAGUGACACUAAAUUGAUCUACCAAAAUUAUCCACAAGAAAUAAGUGACUUAAUUGAAAUUUCUAAGUAUAAUUUAAGAACUUUAGAAUAUGUAUAG
This is a messenger RNA of Lodderomyces jiufengensis, 2289 nucleotides long. Its product is annotated as histone demethylase. The transcript has a single exon. Gene Ontology annotation, biological process: chromatin remodeling. Gene Ontology annotation, cellular component: nucleus. Lineage: Eukaryota; Fungi; Ascomycota; Pichiomycetes; Serinales; Debaryomycetaceae. The record is from RefSeq and is a predicted model, not a curated record. Gene Ontology annotation, molecular function: DNA binding; histone demethylase activity. The coding region runs from base 1 to 2289 and encodes 762 amino acids.